AACCUUUGCCAGUACGCUUUGAAAAUGCAUUGCUUUGCUUCCCUUUGCUAAACGAAAUCGACAGACAUACCCAACCCAACCCAACCAAUUCACUCAAAAUGGACGACCAAACGCAGUCUAAGAACAAGAAGAACAACGACGAGGAUGCUGCAGAACAACCACAAGACCCUAAACUGCCAGCCACCGGUGGCGGAGAUUGGGGUGGUUGGGGCUUUUCACCGCUCUCCUUUCUAUCGGAUCUUCAAAAGGCCGCCGCUGUCGCCGCCGAAGAGAUCUCUCGCAAUGCUGCUGCGGUUGCACAGACAGCAUCAAAGAGCAUUGCGGAGUUGGAAAAAGGUGCUGAAGAUUCCAAAGAUGGUGAAGGUGCUGAAGGAUCUGAAUCUGACAAGGAAAGUGAAGAUGAAGAUGACAAACGGCGAAAAUCUGCUCUGGAUAAAUUGGAGAAAGCUAGUGAUGAUUCUCUGCUUAGCCAGGGUUUGAAGGUUUUUGAUAAUUCUGUGGAGACUUUUGCUUCUGGAGCAUGGAGUGCUUUAGGAAAUGCGUUGAAAGGGGGAACUGAUUUAGUUCACAGGCUCGAUAGGCCAGGAGCUGCAGGUUCUAAUGCACCUUCCCUAUUAGAGACUGGAAAAGCUUUUACUGCAAAGGGAAUGCAAGUUCUUGAAUAUGUAGGUAAGGAGACACUGGACCUAUUAAUCAGUGAAACUGGAAUUGAGGUUGAGAAGGCUAAAAAAGAAGGUGAAAAACACAAUGAAGAGGAUCAAUUAUCAGAGGAAGUGACAUUUGAUCGAUGCUUUUACAUUUAUGGAGGUCCGGAGCAGUUGGAGGAACUGGAGGCUUUGUCUAGUCAUUAUGCCUUGUUAUUUAACCGAAGAAAAGCAAAAUUAUCAGCAGAGCAGAAGUCUGUGUUUGAUGGGAAGCUUAAAGAGGUCCAACAAAUUUUUAAUUUGAGUACUGAAAUUGAUCGAAGCAGCGUUGAUUCAGAUAAAGGAAAGACAAUAAAGAAAGGAAACGAGGGAAGCAGUGAUGAGAUGAAGAAUUUGCAUGAUUCCAGUGUUGGCAAGGCUGCUGACAUGGCUGCUGACAUGGCUGCAGGUUUCACGAAUGUCUUGACUGGCCUUGCUGUUAAUGAUAUAAUUCAAAGAACUACUUCAAGACUUGAAUCUCUUCAUUCUGAGGGAGUUCAUAGACUAUCUGAAAUGUGUUGUUUAGCGGUGUCUCAACUUCUAAUGUUUGGCAAAUCCAUCAUUUCUCAUGCCAACAAAACUGGGGAUGAAGAAGCUGAGGAGGAUAAGGCCAAUAAUAAAGAGUGGCCUGAAGAUGUUUCUGCAAAAGCUAAGAUCAUAAGAAUAAAUGCCCAAGCAGUGAUAGGAUAUGUGGAAGCAGUUUCCAACAGUUUUAUUACAGGUAUAUCUGAUGUAAAUGAGGCCUAUCAAGCUGCCAUUAAAGGUGUUACUGCUGAGUCUCACACAGGUGCUCCCAAGACUUCAGUGCAGGAUAAAUCCAAGGCUUUCUCUGAACACCUCAAGGCUGAUCAAACCACAGCAAUAAGGAAAAUCCAGGACGGGAUGCAAUUUUUAGCUCACGUCGUCCUUUCAACCUCUAUGAGUGCUGCUUGAAUACCAAUAUUUCUAUUUUGUAAAUAGCUGGAGCUUAGUUUGACAAAUUCCAUUCAACUACAACAAUGCUCAGUUUAUUACAACUGCAUUGAUGAUUGAAAGUUAGUAAGGGCACUGCUAGUAGUGUCUGGAUUGAAGCAGAUUUGUCCUGUUAAAUUGAUUCGUGUAGACUUUUUUUUUAUUGUUUAAUCUCUAAAAUCAGACACCUGUGAAGAGAUUUAAGUUAUGCACACUUAUCUGUUGUCGUAGUUACAUUUAUUUAUAUUAACUAUCAUAUACUGAACUUCUAUUCUUUGGUAUAUGAUAUGCUGUUGUUGAA
Lotus japonicus is the source of this 1935-nucleotide messenger RNA. RefSeq lists its product as uncharacterized. The transcript is spliced from 9 exons. NCBI's taxonomy places the organism in Eukaryota, Viridiplantae, Streptophyta, Magnoliopsida, Fabales, Fabaceae. The record is from RefSeq and is a predicted model, not a curated record. Bases 99 to 1616 code for a protein of 505 amino acids.